Messenger RNA from Rotaria sp. Silwood2, 279 nucleotides. The record is from the annotation of a GenBank genome assembly. Lineage: Eukaryota; Metazoa; Rotifera; Eurotatoria; Philodinida; Philodinidae.
AUGAUACAAACGACAUUUCAGGCCCUUAAUUUCAUUGAAGAAUGGUACUAUGCAUUCAACAUACCACUUAUUAAAAUCAGUCAACUUUAUCCUGAACUUGAUAAAGACAAAGAAACACAAGAAAUACUUUGGACAAAACAUUCUAUUGAUAUUCUACUGAAUGCAAUCGAAAAAGUAAUUGAAAACAAACAACCUAUCACUGAAGAACAACUCAUAUCUCAGAAACAAUUAAAAGAACCAUGGUCAACAAAAAUUCGACAGAAUUCUAUUAUUCACUAG